GGGCGUGCACGGAUGUAACGGAUUACGGAGACACAGCAGACGCAAAUGGAGAGAGGGAGGAGAAUGGAUAAGGGAUAUACGUAACUAGAGCCUCAAUUGUAGCAGCGAAAAUAAUAUAGAACACACAGUAGGCUACAGAAAGUAACAUCAAUAUGCGGGACUAGGCUGGAUAAGAGAAUAGCCUAUGGAUUAAAUAGUCUACCAAAUCGGGUUGACCAAUUGUAUCACCUGCAAUCAUUCUUUCAACGCUGUGGCCCUUGAUACAUUGUUUUUAUUUUCAAGCAAUAAUUUUGGAAACAUUUUGCGCUACGACGACUCGUCGCCUCUGAGAUCCUGCUAUUUAAAUAUAGGCCUACAUAAAUGUUAUAGGAUAAAAAAUAAAUACAAAAUUGGGGGGGUUCACGAUCUGCAUCCACUCUUGUGGCAAUGUCGAAAACACCGUGAUCUUAACUGUGGCUAAACCGGUCGACAUACAUCAUUGUAGUGGAGUUAUCUGUGGCUUCCGUAGCUACGGUACUGCCUGUGUUGAGAACUCUUUCCAGUGAUGUUCUCACAAAUACAAGUUUCCUAAUAAUUGGACUGUUCUACCCAGACCAUAGCCACAAUUCUAAACCAAUAGAGAGUGAGUGGGGUUACCAGCAGAAGAGACCAAUAAGGCUUUCCUGCAGCACAGCACACAGUGACCAUGUCUUCCAGGGAGCGUCGGUCAGAACUGUACAUCAAGGCAGAGCCCAGCAGUCCAGAUGGCUGUGGUGGGGGCCGGGCCAGCCCAGGGGGAGCCUCCUCAGACUCCUCCCAGAGUGGUGGAGGUGGAAAUAGAAGAGACGGGGUUGGGCGCUACUCACCCCAUCUGUACACCCCAGCCCUGCGCUGCCACUUCAAGGAGGAGGGUGGGGAUGGGGUAGAGGAGGGAUCCACAGGUAGCGGAGGAGGGCGGUGCAAGUAUGCCCUGAGCACGCUACCUAAGAGACUGUGUUUAGUGUGUGGAGACGUAGCCUCUGGCUACCACUACGGUGUAGCCUCGUGUGAAGCCUGCAAGGCCUUCUUCAAGAGAACCAUCCAGGGUAACAUUGAAUAUAGCUGUCCGGCGUCAAACGAAUGUGAGAUCACCAAGAGGCGCAGAAAGGCUUGCCAGGCGUGCCGCUUCACCAAGUGCCUCAAAGUGGGCAUGCUGAAAGAGGGAGUCCGUCUGGACCGAGUCAGAGGAGGGAGGCAGAAGUAUAAAAGACGUCCAGAGGUGGAGAGCGCGACCUAUCAGAGUGCCGCUUUACCGCUUAGGAAGGAAGGGGAGAAAGGAUCCUCCAGCAUCAUUGUGUCCCACCUCCUGGUGGCAGAGCCAGAGAAACUGUUUGCCAUGCCUGACCCCCUGCAGCCUGAUACGGCUCAGCGCACACUCACCACCCUCUGUGACCUCGCCGACCGCGAACUGGUCGUCAUCAUCGGCUGGGCCAAACACAUCCCCGGCUUCCUGUCGCUGUCCCUGGCAGACCAGAUGUCGGUGCUGCAGUCGGUGUGGCUGGAGGUGCUGGUGCUGGGUGUGGCCUUCCGCUCCCUGGGCUGUGAGGAUGAGGUAGUGUUCGCUGAGGACUUUGUCCUUGACGAGGAGAUGUCCCGCGUGGCUGGACUGACAGAGCUCAACGCAGCCGUCAGCCAGCUGGCCCGACGCUUCCGCUCCCUGCAGCUGGACCGGGAGGAGUUUGUCAUGCUCAAAGCCAUCGCACUCACCAACUCAGACUCUGUGUACAUAGAGGACAUAGAGGCAGUGCAGAAGCUGAGGGACCUCCUUCACCAGACCCUGUUGGAGCUAGAGUGCCAGCGACGCCCCGAGGACCCCCAGCGGGCGGGGCGUCUCCUCCUCACCCUCCCCCUUCUCCGCCAGACAGCUGGUCGCGCCCUCACCACCUUCUACAGCAUCAAGACCCGAGGCGGCGUGCCCAUGCACAAACUCUUCCUAGAGAUGCUGGAAGCCAUGAUGGACUCGCCCUAGAGAGAAGAGAGGAAAGCCAAGGAAAGAGGAUGCAAAGGCAUGAGAGACAGGGAAUCUGCAAAGAAUGAAUGACUGGCUGGUGUGAUUGGAUUGAAGUUUUUAUUCGAUUUUGAUAAUGAAGAAUGUGGAGAUUGUCUGUGGAUUGUUUUGUUUUUUAAUCAUCGACCUCUUCAGAGAUUCAAGUGUGUUUAAAAACAGAGAGAACCCAUGUACAUGUAUUAGAUGCCCUCUGUGGAGGUUGAUGGUGGAAUAUAACUCCUUAAUACAUGACCGCCAAACUUUGUUGAAAGACUCCAAGACUCGGUCAGUUCAAAUAUGGGAAUAAACUACAUCCAAUCAAUCUGAAUGACAGAAUCAUAUUAGAUGCCCUCUAUCCCUAACCUUCAGAUGAUAAACUACUGAAGGACUGCAGUGAGAUAUCUAAGACCAGACUGUAACCUUGUGGCUAAGACUUUAUGGCGAACGAUGCAAUUACCUCCCUCCACACAAAAGCCAUACUAAAAUACCAGACAAAGAAAUAGCCAUUGACAAUGACUGCAGUAUGGGGUCAGACCGACAUGCACCCAUAAGAGUAUUUGUAGGUUUCUCUACAUACACAGUCUUACAAUGCAUUCAUAUGAAUUACUUGCAAUGUGUUUUUAAGCAAUACUUUUACAUACAAUUAAUUGCAAGAAAAAUAAUAGUUGUGACUCGUAUGGCAAUGACUGGCUAUACAUAUAGGCUUAGGUGGCCAGGUGGGUGUGGAAAAACUGCUUUAUAAAAGGCUGUGCAAUUGAUUAUUAGUCUAAGAAAAGAAGAAUAUUAUGAUUGUCAACAAAAUGUUGACGUGUCUCUUUACUUGGAAGUUGUUAGAUUUGAUUUAUACUGUAAGUAGACUCAAUAGGUACACAAAAAAUGGAAUACUGCUCAAGUAGUUGUGUGCGAGACAGAAGGGAAGGUUUACUGCAGUGUUGGCACCACAUUGAAGCAAUGAAGGUGCAGCAAAAUCGAUCUCUUCGCUAGUCCUCUCCAACCCGUCUGAUUCAGAUGGAAUGUGCUGCUUAAAACCGUUAGUUUGAUUAACUGAAUUGGCCAUUAUGAGUGAUCAAAUUGACUUGGGACUCAAAUUAGGAAUUUAAACGGUUAUAUUUUCAUUGUUGUGCCAGCGAAACAGAUUGCUGCUGCUCUUGCAGCCGCUCAAAGACUGAAGAAAGGGACCUCUGUUGUUUUGACCUGGAGGUCCUCGUACUGUGUAUGAUCUUUGAACUGCAAGCAUAUUGGUGCCCAAAUGGGCAUUGAAUUGCAACACAUUCAGCCUCAUAUGGGAAGCUCCAGCCCAGUCUGACAGAUACCAUAGUUUUAAUCCUUUUCAAACCCACUGAGCACACACUGGUUGAAUCAAUGUGGCUUCCACGUAAUUUCAAUGAAACUACAUUGAACCAACGUGGAAUAGACGUAUUACUAGAAAUAACUGAAAACCGUUAUGAAUGUGUGUUUUCACUGUUAAAGAAAACGUUUGGACAUACCAAUGAGAGCUGAAGCCUGUAAAUGUAGGAGACGGUCCCUGACAUGAAUGAUGGAAUAGAUUAGACUGGUUGCCACUGUUAAUUGAAAUUCAUGCUUGAGUAUCUGGAUUUUCCAAUGUAGUUUUUUCUUUAAAAAAAAUUAAAUUUAAAUUGUUACACUUGGCCUCAGGUUUGGUACUGAAAUAAAGCAAUCCAUUGAGAAUAUUGUGACUUAUGUUUUUCAAAUGGAUUUUAGUAUGAAUUUUUUUCUUCUGACAAUGCUUUGAAUCUGUGAAGAAAACCAUGUCCUUUAGGAAUUGUUACACCAUUACUGAAUUGACAUACUCCCCUCUUAAGUAUCCCACCUACAUUAUCUGUCAGAGAUUCUGCAGUCUGUUCACUCUCCCAAACAAAUGUUCUAGAUUUAUAAUGUACCCAUUCAUUUCUGUUCUUCAUGGCUGUGGAUGUUUGCAUUUGACGUUUUGAUUUGUGACUAUUUGAAAUCUUUCUUUUUUUUCUUUUUUUUAAUUGAACAGUAGCAUUAGGUGCCAAUUGGCUCAACUCUGUUCUAUAUCUUGCGGUCUGAUUUGUUCUUUGUUCAAUCAUUAUUUUGUCAUUUUGUUUCUCAAAGGCGACUUGGAAUUUUUGAAAAUGUGUAAACAAACAUGGAUGCCUGGGUCCAGUUUAAGAAAGUUGUAAAAAAAGAUAUAUAAAUGUUUGUGUCAAUAAUAACUAAUAUAAUAAUACAAAGGUAGUGUUUUCAGAAGGAUCACUUUGUCUGUCAUAUAUAGGUAUGGUUCGGGGGGCAUUUAGAGUAUCACAAUUUAGAGGAUGUAAAAUCAUUGGUGGUUGUUGUAAAAUGAGCAAUACAAGAAAUUACCAAAACUCUGUUUCACAUUUCCUUGUAUAGUCACAAUGUAAAUUCAACAUAAACAGUAAUAAUAAUAAUAAUGACAUUUAAUAGUAGUACUAAAGCUUAUAACAUGGAAAAGUUCAAAUCAAUAUUUGUAUUUUUAAAAAUACUGUAUUUAAAAGAUUAAAUUCUAUUUUUUACUCAAUUUGCUGAUAUUUGUUGAUACUCAUUUGAUCUUUUGUGUGGGUUUAAGUCAAAUGGCUGUGAAUGUCCGUGUGUGUAUGUACUGUUUUUCAGUAAGCUACAAUGGUUAUUUUGACUGUCUAAACAAAAUUAUUAAAUUACAGGUGCAUUAUUACUAUGAAGAAAAGACAAAUGCUACACUGAAGUAAACAAGGGGUAGAUUAAAAUAUUGUAGGUGCUUUGUGUUUUGUAAUAAAUUAACACACACCAUCACAUUU
Molecule: messenger RNA, 4785 nt
Organism: Oncorhynchus kisutch (coho salmon)
Lineage: Eukaryota; Metazoa; Chordata; Actinopteri; Salmoniformes; Salmonidae
Product: steroid hormone receptor ERR1-like
Exons: 8
Coding region: 686-1987 (433 amino acids)
Biological process (GO): regulation of DNA-templated transcription
Cellular component (GO): nucleus
Molecular function (GO): nuclear steroid receptor activity; zinc ion binding; steroid binding
Source: RefSeq, a predicted model, not a curated record